Messenger RNA from Rotaria sordida, 447 nucleotides. The record is from the annotation of a GenBank genome assembly. NCBI's taxonomy places the organism in Eukaryota, Metazoa, Rotifera, Eurotatoria, Philodinida, Philodinidae.
AUGGAUUCUAUUCGACAACGUGAUAGACGAGCAAAGUCAAAACAACGGCUGCAAAAUGAGUUGGAAAAAGUUUUACGAAGGAGUGAAUUUGCAAAUAAAUCCUUUCCAGAAGAAACUAGUAAAGGCUUGUCCACCUAUGAUUAUCAAGAGACAACAACAUCGAGUCCUCUUACACUCGAAGACAUCGCACCGAUGGAAACUAGUCAUAGUUUGGAUGCUGGAGCACAUGUGGAUGUAAUUGAAGAUCCAGUUUCGAUGACGCAAUUUCCUAUUCUUGAAGAUAUUGCUGAAGAAGAUGAUUGUGUCAUGGAAGAAGCUGAUAAGGAAGGAAUUGUGUUACAGAAUGAUGAAAGUUGUUUCAGCACCUUAUAUACAGAGAGAUUCUUUUCACCAUCUAGUUCAACUAUUUAUCUCAAUGAAAUAUUUAGUGGUAUUGAAUUGAAAUAA